AUGCAGGGUGAGGAGAGAGUCAGGAUCCUGACUGGGACUGAAGGUGACAGCUUCCUGCUGAUGGAGAUCAGGCCUGGGGAGACUGAGGCCCCUGAGCGGUGGGAUUAUGUCCUCGUGGCUGACCGCUGCACCCAGAGAAAUGCAGGGCAGGUCCGGCGGCAGCAGCACUUCCUGGAAGAGCUCGAGAGAAAGGGCUUCCAUUACAAGACGGCAGGAUCUUUGACCUGUACCACACUCUCCUCAUGGAGCCUGAGGGUCCUGGCACCAGAGUGCAGCCCACCAGGCCCACCCCCAUCCCAGCCACCACCAGGUGAGAGGCUGGGCAAGAACUGGGGCCAGGAGGACCGUUGCCCUCCUGUGUUUCUGGUCCAGUCAGGCUUGCAGGCACGGUGUUAG
Molecule: messenger RNA, 396 nt
Organism: Lontra canadensis (Northern American river otter)
Lineage: Eukaryota; Metazoa; Chordata; Mammalia; Carnivora; Mustelidae
Product: anoctamin-9-like
Exons: 4
Coding region: 1-396 (131 amino acids)
Source: RefSeq, a predicted model, not a curated record